Ictalurus furcatus (blue catfish) is the source of this 1580-nucleotide messenger RNA. RefSeq names its product cell division cycle 25 homolog d (gene cdc25d). The record is from RefSeq and is a predicted model, not a curated record. Gene Ontology annotation, biological process: G2/M transition of mitotic cell cycle; positive regulation of G2/M transition of mitotic cell cycle; positive regulation of G2/MI transition of meiotic cell cycle. The transcript has 12 exons. NCBI's taxonomy places the organism in Eukaryota, Metazoa, Chordata, Actinopteri, Siluriformes, Ictaluridae. Gene Ontology annotation, cellular component: cytoplasm; nucleus. The coding region runs from base 1 to 1185 and encodes 394 amino acids. Gene Ontology annotation, molecular function: protein tyrosine phosphatase activity.
AUGGCCACUUCUUGGGUGCUGUUCAAGGUUGCACUGAGAAUGAAGAAGGGACCUUCGGCAACGUUUUAUAUGUUUGGGAGGCGGGACUCCCUAAUCACGGCCGUGAUUGGUCUGUCAAGUGAUGAUGAGGAGGACAAGGAGUUACAGUCUGAAUGUCAACUUUGCAGAAAAGUGAAGUCAUCUGAACAGACCUCGAACACGCGAGGAUCACAGACCAACAGCCUGAGACGAGGAACUGAGGAUGAUGAAGGUGCUGAAGAUGAUGAUAAGGAGAACACCGGCGUGCGUAAGAGUGUGAGAGUGAGACUGUUCAGCUCGUCCAGCCUUGAAGAUCCUGAAGAUCAGCUGCAGUCUGGGAGAAGAAGUAAGGGACCAUCCUGCUCUUCACCAGAAGAGGAGGAACCGGAUUCGCCUGAUUCAGUGUCACUGAUGCUGUUCCAGAGACUGAGAUCCAGGAGAGAUCCAGCACACACACUCACCCCCGACAGCGCAGUCACUGAUCACCACCUCACUGGAGACUUUAGCCAACAUCCUGUGCUUCCUGUGGAGAAGGUGAACCAUCAGGAUCUUCACUGUGUUUCAGCUCAAACUGUGGCAUCUCUGAUCAGAGGUCAGUUCGGCGCAGUAGUGGAAGACUUCCUCAUCAUCGACUGCCGGUAUCCAUACGAGUAUCGAGGAGGUCACAUCAAGGGAGCAGUGAACCUGUACACCAAGUCUCAGAUCCUCAAGGCUUUCCUCCAGGGCUCGUCCAGCCCGCAGGUGUCUCCAGCUGCCCGUUGUGCCCCAGGAGGGGGGUCUGUGCUGGGCACAUGGGGCAGCAGGGGGGCGACACCGGCGUCUGGAGGUCCUGCAGCAGGAGGAGAUAAUGAGGGGGCCUCAUCGCCCAGAAAACUCAUAGUGUUUCACUGCGAGUUUUCAUCAGAGAGAGGACCACGGCUUUGUCAGUAUCUGAGGGAGUUGGAUCGGACAGUGAAUGUUCAGACGUAUCCUCACCUCCUCUACCCCGAGCUCUACCUACUGCAGGGGGGGUACAAGCACUUCUACUUCUGCUGUCCGGAGCUGUGUGAGCCACAUGGUUAUGUCCCCAUGCACCACAGCGACUUCAGAGAACAGCUUCGGCGUUUCAGCAGGAAGAGGCGCCAACAUCGUCGCAGACGUCCAAUCAGAUCUCAGCAGAGGACAUGACACUUAACACAGACUGAGAGCUGUCUAUAAAGAACUGGACAGAACCCAUAAGCGAACGCUGGAAAUAAUUGGGAAGGCAGUUAGAGCGAGGAACUAUAUUGAUGAUAAAGUAUAAAUAUCAUGAUUUAUACAGUGAUACACAUUCCUAAGACAUCACAGGUACAGUUUGUGUUUUUAUGACAUCGACGAACUCCACUGAUGCUCACAGAAACAAUUAGCUGAUUACAUCUUAUUUAUACAAUGCCCCUUGUGUUUUCGUGUUAAAUCAUUGAUUUUUAUUUUACCAGCCUUAAAGGAAAGUAUUAUUGGCGUAGUAUUUUUCCACAGAUCAUUUAGCAAAUCUACAUAUAGCAACACUUUGUUCAUCCUGAAAAUGUCUUCAUUGUGUGCUAUUA